AUGGAUCCCAAAACUCUAAAUCAAGUUGAUAUUGAUUACCUCAGACUUUACGAACAGGCAUGGGACAUAUGGCAGCCGAGUACAAGCUGCUCAACAUCUGAUAAAUGGAUUCCUCCAACUGCUGUGUCCUUGAAAAUAAUAAGCAUAAUGGGUAUGUGGAAGCGAGUAGUAGUUGGUACUGAGACACUUACUGUCAAGAUUAUAGCAUCUCGAGAGGUAGUGAAUUUCGCAAGGGUGCAAGGACUGUGA
Ilex paraguariensis (yerba mate) is the source of this 249-nucleotide messenger RNA. NCBI's taxonomy places the organism in Eukaryota, Viridiplantae, Streptophyta, Magnoliopsida, Aquifoliales, Aquifoliaceae. The record is from the annotation of a GenBank genome assembly.